Messenger RNA from Oncorhynchus nerka (sockeye salmon), 1409 nucleotides. Its product is annotated as 4-galactosyl-N-acetylglucosaminide 3-alpha-L-fucosyltransferase 9-like. Gene Ontology annotation, cellular component: membrane. The record is from RefSeq and is a predicted model, not a curated record. The transcript is spliced from 2 exons. NCBI's taxonomy places the organism in Eukaryota, Metazoa, Chordata, Actinopteri, Salmoniformes, Salmonidae. Gene Ontology annotation, molecular function: alpha-(1->3)-fucosyltransferase activity. The coding region runs from base 262 to 1368 and encodes 368 amino acids.
GCCUAUCGAGGAUGUUUUCUGCCGCUGUCGGAUGGUUCUUCCUUUUCAAAUGUAAACAAUAGGUGUAUAUUUUGAAGAUCAUUUGAAACAGCGUCUCACUGUUUCACGUUUAUAUACUUGAACAGAUGAGUAUGUGACUGAGAAACGAAUCACGCAGUUCAACAUUUCUGACUGGGUGUGUGUAGGAAUUACAAAACCGAUCACAGAGCAGAUCACCGAACAUCUCUGAACAAGCUGUAACCAGAACAACCUGUUGUCUGAAUGCCCAAAAUGAUUUCUGGAGUUGUACGCGUUGUCCUGUUCUCAAUCCUUGGUAUAGGAGGAUUUCUGACGCUGUUUGUAAUGUACUAUCAAUCAGCUCCAUCUCAGAUCUGCCCUCCCCAACCUGCUUUGCCACGUCAUUACUCAAAGCCAUCUGAGAACAGCUCCUUGUCUAAGAAGCAGCCAGACAAGCCCAUCAUGCUGUUGUGGUUCUGGCCUGAAAACCGCAGGUUUGAUUUUAGAGAUUGCACCACUUUCUUCAACAUUGAUGGCUGCCAACUGACAGAUGACCGGUCUCUGUACAACAAGGCAGACGGGGUGCUCAUCUUUCACAAAUCCAUCAAACAUGAUUUAUCCAACUUGCCUCCAUCACCUCGACCACCAUUCCAGAAGUGGAUCUGGUAUCAUGUGGAAUCACCUACAAACACAAUUAGGAUACCAGGUCUAGAGAACCUUUUCAACUUGACCUUGAGUUAUAGGGAAGAUGCAGACAUCCCUGUACGUUGGCGCUUAACUGCAAGGAAAGGUCAGGGUGAGGACUUUGUGCUGCCCAAGAAGGAUAAAUUAGUUUGCUGGAUUGUGAGUAACAAUAACCCUGCAACUGGAACAGCAGUAAGGGAUAACUAUUACAGAGAACUUGUCAAACAUAUUAAGGUGGAUGUCUAUGGAAAAGCCUUUGCUAGAUUUUUGAGAUAUGAGGACUACUUCUCAACACUCUCCAGCUGUAAGUUCUACCUCUCCUUUGAGAACUCAGUCCACAGAGACUACAUCACUGAGAAGCUAAACGGACCACUUGCAGCAGGAACAGUGCCAGUAGUAUUGGGCCCACCGAGACAGAACUAUGAGGACUUUGUCCCGGGAGAUUCCUUCAUCCAUGUUAAUGACUUUCCCAAUGCAAAAGCCCUGGCUGAAUUCCUCCUGAAGUUGGACAAGGAUGAUGAUGCAUAUCUGCGCUACUUUCAGUGGCAUAGAAACUUAUUUGCUCAGCAACAUCUAAUUCAACUGAGUCAAGAGUUCAUCCAAGCUAUUUGUUAUGCCUGUGACCAUGUAGGCAAACAUAAGGAGUACAGGGUUGUUCACGAUCUUUACAAAUGGUAUUUGGUUUAAUUAGUCCCUUCUGAUAAGCUAUUGCCAUCACUGGUGUACCC